Cuscuta epithymum is the source of this 3211-nucleotide messenger RNA. Lineage: Eukaryota; Viridiplantae; Streptophyta; Magnoliopsida; Solanales; Convolvulaceae. The record is from the annotation of a GenBank genome assembly.
AGUAUAUACUACCUUUCUUCACCAAUUAUGAAAGCUCUCCUCCUCCAACAUAUCGCCAUCUUCAACCUCCAAUCUUCAAAUCAAAUGAAAUAUUUCGUUCACCUAACAAUUGUUUCCUUAUUUGUAGAAUAGGGACGAUCCGGCUGGCCAUCUUAGUUAGAUGGGUUAUCUUUCAUGUACAGCCGAUUCAGCAGUUUCGAUCUCAGAUUCCAAAAAGAAGAAGACCACUCUUCACAAGAAGAACAAAAUCAGCAGUCACGAAGAUUCACAGAAGCCCCUCUAUUUCAUUCAGCAAUUCAGCUACAGCGAUCUCGAAGCCGCCACCAAUGGCUUCUCCGAAAAGAAGCUCCUUGGUAGGGGCAGCCAUGGCCUCGUCUACAAAGGCGUCCUCCCCGGCGGCCGUUUAGUAGCCGUCAAGAAAUCUUCCAGGCCUUCCACUCCGAGGAGGCUUUCUUCUUCGUCUUCAUCAUCAUCCUCAAACACCAACGAAGUUGAGAACGAAAUCGAUAUCCUGUCCAGAUUACAAAGCCCAAGAUUGGUAAAUCUCCUUGGUUUCACCACUGGUGACACUCAGGAACGCCUUCUGGUUGUGGAGUUUAUGUCCAAUGGGACUCUAUAUGAUGCCCUACACACCUACCCUCGUCCGCCAAGUUGGGGCCGAAGGGUCAAGAUGGCUCUGCAAACCGCAAAAGCCAUCCACACCCUUCAUACCUUGACCCCUCCGGUUAUCCAUCGCGACAUUAAGUCCGCGAACGUGUUGAUAGACCGAAACUCCAAUGCCCGAUUGGGCGAUUUCGGGUUGGCCCUGAGAUGCCACAAUGAUGACUAUAGGCUUAGGUCUACCCCGCCAGCAGGCACAAUGGGUUAUCUUGAUCCGGGCUAUGUGACCCCUGAUAAUUUAAGCACAAAGACUGAUGUUUUCAGCUUCGGGAUAUUGCUGUUGGAGAUGAUUAGUGGGAGGAAGGCGAUCGAUGUGGCUUACUCCCCCCCUUAUAUUGUUGAAUGGGCCGUCCCUUUGGUUAGGAGAGGGAAGCUGUUGGCACUGUAUGACCCUAGGAUCCAACCUCCCAAAGAUCCCAUGGUAAGGAAGCAAUUGGCGGUCGUGGCUACAAAAUGUGUUAGGUCUUGUAGGGAAAGGAGGCCAAGUAUGGAGGAGGUUGUGGAAUGUUUGAGCGAGUUGAGUAAGUCAGUCCCACUUCAUUCCUGGAAUGGUCUUACCAAUCCGUGUUUGUUGGCUGAAACUGUAGGGGAGAGGCUGCCCAUUGAGGGGUCACGAAAUGGAUCGCCUGUGUCUGGUGAAGAUUGGAGCUUUAAUGCUAAGAAAGUCACAUAUAAGCCGUUGUGGGGUUCACGGAGAGUUUAUUCCGAUUUGGGAUCUCGGAACAAUUUGAUGGAUUUAAUGGCAGGAAGUGAAACUGGCCAGCCCGGUGAUCAAUGAUCUAACUUCUUGUGGCUAUUUAUUUGUAGUGAUCAUAUUGUUCUAGUUAGAUUGUUAUUGCAACUAUUUGAACUCUUGUUUGCUCAUUUUCAGAUUGUAUUAUCUGUUCGUUGGGCUACAUUAAUAAACAUAAAUAGUGUUUUGUGUUAAAAACAGUACAUACUAUAGUUAUAAUAAGUUAAUGUAAUUAUAUAUAAUUAAUGUAAGUAAUAAGAUAUACACACACACACACACACAUAAAUGGGAGGGUUUAAAUGCAAAGAGGUCUUCCCAUGCAAAGUGAGAAUAAAUCUUGUGCAUUCAUUUCCAUAUCUAAUGGCUCAAAAAGAGUCAUCAAUGUACUAGAUUUGAUCUUUUGGAGCUUUUGAAAGCAAAGGAUAAGCAAAAAGAUUAGUGCUUUAACACCCAUUCCUUCAAUUCUUCUUGGAGAUGCUCUAAGUAUAUGAUCUUUUUCUUUUGAAAACAAAGGAUAAGCACCCAUUUUCUGCCAAGCUAAUAGAUUCUUAAGGCUUCCAGCAGAAAAUGCAUUCAAAGAUUUUCACCAAAUUUAUGGUUUUCAAAUAGAGAACUACCUGCUGGAGCUUUUGAAAGCAAAGGAUAACCAAAAAGAUUAGUGCUUUAACACCCAUUCCUUCAAUUCUUCUUUUAAAAGUGAGACUUUCACCCCCUUCCCCCUUUAUUUUUUUUCCAUGCAGGUGUUUAUAUCUUGUUCUUUUUGUUUUUUGGCUACCUGUCCUAAAUUUGGAAUUACUUUUUCAAGAAUUCAACUUGCUUAGCAAAUUUGGCUUUGAUACAGGCAUCCAGCCCUUAUUCUGACUUUCUUGAAUAUAUGUCUUCUUUAUAUGCCAUGUAUCUGACCAAUAUUAGGCUUUAUAGAUUCAUAACCUCUUGGAUUUUAUUUUGUAAUGUUAAAAAAAGUGUUUUUUACUUUUUUGCAACUAUCUUGUCAAAAGGUUCAACUUAAAAUGAUGAAGAAUUCAGUGUCAGACAACAGCUUCUACAUAGACAGUGAGGAUGAGGUGAGAGAGGAUGGGAAAUGUGAAGUUGGCAAUGAAUCUGAUGUUUUUUCAAAUUACUGCAAUGAUAAUGAUGUUUAUGAUCACCACCAGAGCAAACCCCCUUCAACAAUGCUUGGCCUCAAAGUUACAGGCAUUGAUAGAUUUGCUGCCUGUUUCCAGUGAAGAUCAGUUCGACGGGGUUGUCUCCGAUGAAGCAGUAAUCGUUCGAUGUCAACGAUUUUACAGUGUGGAUGUUAAUAAUGUUCCACACAAGCUUGUUGUUCGUGCUGGCGUCACUAAAAUGCCGACAACCCAGGUAAUUCAUUUUGGAAGGAAAUUGAUAGAUCUUGAACAACAUAUAUGCGAUUGAUACAAGACUAAAACAGCUGUGGAAGGAUGGGAAGAAGCAAGGUGAGGUGAUUGGUGGGCACAAAGCACAUUUGGUUGUUAAUGAAGUCAGGGAAAUGAUUGAAAGUGAAACUAAUUCUUGGUGAUCUCUGAAGCAUGAUAACUCCAUAAAGCUCACAUUUUGCCGUUUCAGAACUCAGAAACUUCAAAUUCUCAUUUCUGUGCCGCUUCCUUAUCUAUAUUCUAUAAUUGUAAAGAAUUGGGUAAUAUGUUUCCCUAUUUAAUUUACACUUUACAAACAUUGGGUCUCCUUUUUUAAUGUGGUUUUUAAUGGAACUUAGUGUCUCUCAUGUGGUUCAUUGAUGGACUCUUGUAUGUAAUUUUCAUAGUAACACGGUCUUUGUGAAAUCGAGUAGCUGGAUGCCCA